Molecule: messenger RNA, 2364 nt
Organism: Alligator sinensis (Chinese alligator)
Lineage: Eukaryota; Metazoa; Chordata; Crocodylia; Alligatoridae
Gene: ARHGAP15
Product: Rho GTPase activating protein 15
Exons: 15
Coding region: 221-1651 (476 amino acids)
Biological process (GO): signal transduction; regulation of GTPase activity
Cellular component (GO): cytoplasm
Source: RefSeq, a predicted model, not a curated record
CCGUUUUCUGAAAUAGUUAAACAAUUGCAGGCUGAUGACAGUUUGAGAUGAGAAGAGGACGUUCAUGAUUCUAAAAAGUAUUCUGUUGGAAACUCCCUAACCAGCCCUUCUCUUGACUGUGAUUGGCCUUAAAAGUGAGAAAAUACUUGAGCUCCAGAUUAGUACUAUUCUGGUAAUUCUAAAAGGAAAAAGGAGAAAAUAACAGGUCAACACCAUAACCAUGCAAAGAUCUACAACUUCUGACACUUCCUCUGAAAAACUGAAUCCUUCCCAUCAAAGUGCAGGAGCUGUUCAAAUGAGGAUCAAAAAUGCCAACAGCCACCAUGACAGGCUUAGCCAAAGCAAAUCCAUGAUCCUUUCUGAGAAUGUAAAAGUCACUGAACCUAUAUCCCGUCAUAGAAGGAAUCACUCUCAGCAUAAUUUAAUACUCACAGACAUCAUUAGUUCCCAGGAACAAACGGUAGUGGAAAAAGAAGGAUAUCUUCUAAAAGCUAAAAUUGCAGAUGGUGGCAAAAAAUUAAGGAAAAACUGGUCUACUUCUUGGAUUGUUCUGACUGCUCAGAAAAUAGAAUUCUACAAGGAAUCGAAACAGCCAGCAUUGGUCAGUCUGAAACCUGGCUAUAAACCCGAAUGUGUGGAUUUGUGUGGAGCUUGCAUUGAAUGGACCACAGAGAAAUCUAGCAGGAAGAAUGUGUUUCAGAUCACAACAGUAUCAGGAAAUGAGUUCCUUCUUCAGUCGGAUAUUGACUUCAUCAUAUUGGAUUGGUUCCACGCUAUCAAAAAUGCAAUUGACAGAUUGCCAAAAGAGCAGCGUUGUACAUCAAGAAACCUGGAGCUGAAACUUAGAAGAUCAUCUAGCAGUGAAUUACUGAGCACCUUUGAUACUGAGAGCAAAGAACCAAAAACUGAACACAGAAAAUCUUUAAUUUUUAGACUGAACUACAGUACAUCUGAUACAACUGAUAGAAACCGAGUGAAAAGCAGAUUAAAGAAAUUCAUCUCCCGAAGACCUUCAUUGAAAACUUUGCAAGAAAAGGGACUUAUCAAAGAUCAAGUUUUUGGCUCAUCGUUGGAGUUAGUGUGUGCACAUGAGAAUUCCACAGUCCCCCGAUUUGUAAGACUUUGUAUAGGAGCUGUUGAAAAAAGAGGUCUGGAUGUUGAUGGAAUAUACAGAGUCAGCGGCAAUCUGGCAACAAUACAGAAGUUACGAUUUGUUGUCAAUCAGGAAGAGAAGCUGAAUUUGGACGACAGCCAGUGGGAGGACAUCCACGUUGUCACCGGAGCACUCAAGAUGUUUUUCAGAGAGCUGCCUGAGCCGCUGUUCCCAUACAGCUUCUUUGAACAGUUUGUGGAGGCGAUAAAAAACCAAAACAACACCAUUCGUGUUAAAUCCAUAACGGGUCUUGUAAAGAAACUCCCUAAACCAAACCAUGACACAAUGAAGAUCCUCUUUGAACAUCUGAACAAGAUAGCAGCCAAGGAAUCCGUGAAUCUUAUGUCAACACAAAGCUUAGGAAUUGUAUUUGGACCAACACUCCUUAGACCUGAAAAGGAGACAGGGAACAUGGCAGUCCACAUGCUGUACCAAAACCAGAUAGUUGAACUUAUGUUAAGUGAGUACAGUAAGAUCUUCAGCUCUGAAGAAGACUGACAGACAGGGCCUGUUAUUGAAAAUGUUCACAUCUGUCUUGAUGUCUAAUAUUUUUACAUUUCUGUAAACAUAUUUCUGAAAUAUUUCUUUUUCUUUCAAGUGACAGAUGCCUCAUUUUGUGAAAACUUAAUGAUGAUUUUGUGUUUAAUUUUCAAACAUUGGAAUAAAAAAUAUUGUCAACAUUUGCCUAUAUGUAUUCUACAUUAACCCUUUGUGAGUUUCAUGUUGCCAGCACUCCAUGUGUCAUUUUGUGUCCCAUUCUUUUCAAUCUGGGUGUAGAGCAUAUGGCCAAAGACCACAGGAAAUGCUGCUUACCAGCAUAUGCAAUGGCUGGUAAGACAUGCAGCAAUGGAGGAUAGUGGAUUUUAUAAUGUAUGAAACAUAGUUAAAUUGGGACAGACAUGUCUCCUCAUUUGUAGCCCUUUUUUUUUUUUGCUGUGAAUAUUAUAUACCUGUUUUCCUUGAUAUACAGUGAAAGUUAGAAAGACAUGUUGUAUGAUAUCUUUCUCCUGGGAAAAAUGUCAGUUAAAAUAGUUUCCAAUGAACAUUUUUUUAAACAAAGAAGAAGAGCCCUACUAUUUGUAAUAUUAUAAACGUUCUGUCUAAAAAAUUAUAGACAAAAUUAAAUGCUGGGCAUUUUGUUCUUAAAUACUGUACAUGAUGUGUAGAAAUUGUGUGACUUCAUUUUUAACGUAACAUCCAUUUUGAUUCUU